AUGUUAGUGAAACAAUUUGUGAUGAGUGGACAGCCUAUCCACAAUUUGUCAAAACGUUUGGAGCGUUGGGCUGAGCAUUUUGAAAAGCAAUUUAAUCGGCUAGAAUUGUUCGAUUCGCUGCUCACUGAUCGCCCUGCUCCGUGGGCUGUCCCUUUGGAUCCACCCUCUUGCUCAGAAGUCGAACGUGAGAUCGGACUGUUGAAGUUGAACAAAGCCGCGGGGCCAGAGGACCUUCCUCCAGCCCUCUUCAAAUUCAGAGCCGCUGCUCUUGUUGAUGCUUUACAUGAAGUACUAGUGAAACUGUGGGCGCAGGAGACUAAUCCAACCGACUGGAGCCGCUCCGUUAUUGUUUCCAUCCUCAAAGGCGACUUGCGCUCGGAAUGCGGCAACCAUAGAGGAAUCAGUCUGGUCUCCAUCGCCUCCAAAUUACUCGCCUCCAUAAUUCUUCACACACUGACUGGCGCUCGUGAAACCCAGAUUCGUGAGGAGCAAGCCGGGUUUCGUCGUGGUCGUGGCUGCAUCGACCACACAUUCACCUUGCGUCAGCUGUUGGAGCACCGCCUCACAUAUUAG
This is a messenger RNA of Dicrocoelium dendriticum, 573 nucleotides long. The record is from the annotation of a GenBank genome assembly. Lineage: Eukaryota; Metazoa; Platyhelminthes; Trematoda; Plagiorchiida; Dicrocoeliidae.